Messenger RNA from Bombina bombina (fire-bellied toad), 3765 nucleotides. RefSeq names its product amyloid beta precursor protein binding family A member 3 (gene APBA3). Gene Ontology annotation, cellular component: cytoplasm; plasma membrane; dendritic spine. Bases 78 to 2048 code for a protein of 656 amino acids. The record is from RefSeq and is a predicted model, not a curated record. The transcript is spliced from 11 exons. Gene Ontology annotation, molecular function: protein binding; amyloid-beta binding. Gene Ontology annotation, biological process: chemical synaptic transmission. NCBI's taxonomy places the organism in Eukaryota, Metazoa, Chordata, Amphibia, Anura, Bombinatoridae.
CCCACCUCAGCAAUAUGGCGGAGUCCUGGGGAAGCGCACCCUCAUGACAGGUUACCACUUGUUGGGGUUUCAGAGACAUGGAAAAUGGAAUGGAUGUCCAAGCGCAGUUAUCCAACAUCAGCCCCUUAUGUCACCCACAGAUAGACAUGGAAGAUACAGGCACCCUAUAUACAGUGCCUACCAACAGCAACUCUGGAGGCUCUCAGCAACACCUGGAGUCGAACUGCACAAGCACAGAUUGCAGGGUACCACCGCGAGUAGAUAGCUGCCCAGACAUGGAUACCAGACCCCCCAUGACUCCUGAACUGCUCAUUAUGGAUCUUGAUACACAGACAGAGAGGGAGAGUGCAGAGGAAAUUUUCCAUAUGCAAGAUCUACUAUGCCAGUUACCCACAUUGGACUUCGAGACAGAACAAUUAGUUAUGUCAUCAUCAUCUAUUGAUAUUCCUGGUAAAGCACAAAUGGAGGAAAAUCAGACAUGUGAUGGGCAGCAUGAGUUCAAUCCAUGCCUGUUGCAUAUUGCUACUGGGAAAGGAAUGGCACAGACAGUCAGACGUGUAUCGGAAACAGGCACUGCGCCUUCAAAAAGCAGGGGACUAUUUUCGCCAGAUGUGGGCGCAGAUGAUCUUAUGAGCCUCUUGCAGUAUGAGGGAACAGCAAUGUCAGAUGGUGGCAAUGACACACCUCUGGCAAGGAUGGAAGCUGUGUGUAAUGAGGAAUCCAGCCCCUCUCUCCCUAAGGUUACUGAAGAGGGGGCUACAGAAUUAGGAGACGGAGAGGCUCCCUCUUCAUCAUCAGAAAUGAGCAGAGAGGAUUCAUCUUGCAGUUUGACAGAUGUGCCAGUGGCAGCAUGGGCAGGGCCAGAGAAUCUACAGCCUCAACUACAGGAGAGUGAUGAGGAGGUUUUAGAGAUGCCCUCAUCUACACCUGAUUUACCAAAAGUUCCUGGACCCUGUGAAUCUGAAGAUUUGUUGGAUGGGGUGAUUUUUGGCGCUAAAUACCUUGGAUCCACUCAGCUUCAGUGUGACAAGCACCCCUCUACUAACACACGCAUGAGACAAGCCCAGGAGGCUGUGGAUAGGGUGAAGGCACCUGAGGGAGAGACUCAGCCAAUGACAGAGGUGGAUGUUAUGGUGUCUACACGAAGAGUUAAAGUGCUGACUGCAGAUACUCAGGAGACUCUGAUGGAUCAUCCCUUACAGACAAUUUCAUAUACCGCUGACAUUGGCAAUAUUUUAGUUCUUAUGGCUCGCAGGAAGACCCCCCGCAGUCAGGACCAGCCACCCAGCCAGAAACGGUUACACAAGAUUCUAUGCCAUGUCUUUGAAUCUGUUGAUGCGCAGCUUAUUGCUCAAGCCAUUGGUCAAGCAUUUGGCCUGGCUUAUCAACAGUUUCUGAGCUCUGAAGGUUUAGAACAAACAGCCCCAAGUACCGUGCGUGUAGAGGAUCAACUGUACAAUGCAGACCUGGCUCACUUCAGCAACACAGACAACUGUAGGGAGGUGUAUAUCCAGAAACAACGGGGGGAGAUGCUUGGCGUUGCUGUUGUGGAGUCAGGUUGGGGUUCAUUGCUUCCAACUGUGGUUAUUGCCAACCUUAUGCACGGGGGUCCAGCAGAACGAAGUGGGGAGCUGAGUAUUGGAGAUCACAUAACUAGCGUGAAUGGAACCAGUCUGGUGGGCCUGCCGCUUUCUACCUGCCAGAACAUGAUUCGGGAUCUAAAGAGUCAUUCGGAAGUGAAUUUGAGCAUUGUGCGCUGUCCCCCGGUUAUCACUGCUAUCAUUCAAAGGCCUGAUGUCACCUACCAGCUGGGCUUCUGUGUGGAAGAUGGGGUGAUCUGCAGCUUGGUACGUGGGGGUAUUGCGGAGCGAGGGGGAAUCAGAGUGGGACACCGAAUUAUUGAGAUAAAUGGACAGAGUGUGGUUGCAACAGCUCAUGAGAAGAUCAUACAGACCUUGCUGGAUGCCACAGGGGAGGUGCAUAUAAAGACCAUGCCAGCCUCUACUUACAGACUGUUAACUGGACAGGAAACCCCUCUUUACCUCUGAGGAAAUCUCUUGCUCAUCUUCAAAAGAGACUAUACUGGUCCCACCUUGUGUGGGUUCUCAGGAAGAUGUGUGCAUGUGUCCUACUGUGUAUAUCUAUCCAUACACAAAACCCGCACAGAGUGCCUUUGUAUGUUUAAUAACUACUUUUUUUUUUUGUGCCUUUGUGGUGUUAACUUGGGGAGCAUAUGGGGGGCAGAGGGUGCUAGGGAUUAUACAAAGACUUCACCAGAUGAUGUAACAUGGUGUACGUGGCAAGGGAAAAGUGCAAUAAGAAAUUAUACAUUUUAUGGCAGUACUGUGUUUCAAUGUGCACUGGCCCAGCAGAGAUGAAAAGGAAAAGCUAUAUAUAUUUUAUCAGUAUUGUUGAAGAGGGUCUCAAUGUCAGAGAAUAGCACAGUUGUGGGUAGGUGAUGGGGUGACAUACAAUACUACAAUAUUGUAAGGAAAUACGUGAAGGUAUGAACUAAGUGACACAAGAAGUCUAAUCUGCAGUGUUUUUAACAAAUAUACACAAGUACAUUGCAAACACUCUUAAAACAAUUAGCUUAAUUUAUGCAUGUUUCAGUUUCUAUAAUCUGACAAAGCUGAAUGUUUACAAUCUAUUUUUUUUUUUUUUUCAAAUCAAAUGGCUAGCUGCUAGUUAUCCCAUAAUCAGAGUUGGAAAUCCUUUCAGCACACUUAAGCGUUUCUUUCACUUUGCCAAGAACACGCCACGUCUCAAUCCUAUGUUAGUAAAGACCAGUGAAAAAGUAAUAAAGCUACAUAAAAUGUUGAUAAUUAUAACAAAACUGUAUACAUGUUGCAAUUAAAGGGAUAUUGUUAACCAAGUGUCAUCAAAAUGAAAGAAAAACAGAUACUCUGAUUUGUUUCGAGAAUUUAAUUUUAACACUUGCUAUGCGCUGUGUGUUCAACCCCACAAAGAGAUUAAACACAUAGUUAAAGUAUUGCUGGUCCUGAACAGAAUCUACCAGUCACCCAAUCAGCAGCAGUAGCUGCACAGCUAGGUUGUGCACCUACCCCGGCUGAUUGGGUCAGCAGCAGUUUCUGCUUAGGUUCAGCAGUACUCUGGGGCUAACAUGCAGUACUUUAAUUAUGUACUUAAUGCCCUUGCUAAAAUCACAUGCUCUAACAAAUUAGAACGUCUAGUUUUUUUAUUUGUUUGUUAUGGCCAUCUGAAGCAUAAAAAGGGCAUUUUGAAUGCUUUUAUUUUUAUUAUUUUUUUUAAAAACACGUUCAUGUCCUGAGUAAGUUCUCUGUCCACCAGUAAAACAGGCAGUUGUCCAGUAGGAAGUACAACAGAAAUACUGCAGUAUUAGCUUCAAAUUAAAUGUCAAAUACUAUUACUUCAAUUCUUUCCAGGCAAAAACAUGACGUGAAAAACGCUGUUCUUUCAUAGGCAUGAUAGAAUGUAUUUUUUUAAUACAAUAUACCUUUAACUCUUUCACUGUAUUUCUGUGCUAAUCUAUUUGUAAAUAUCUAUUUACAUUUCAGUGUUUUUUCAUUUUACAGCAUAGGGUGAUGGAAGGACUCUGGAUGCUUAUAGCUGGGAGUUUACUGAUUUACUGUAUGGUAGUGGGGUGUAAUGUUUAAAAAGUUUAAUUAUAUUAUCACUGAAAUAUACUAUUCACUUUUUGGUUCAUUAUCUAUUAGUCAAGCCCUUAAAGUAACAGUAAAGUCAAAAUAAAACUAAUGAUUCAAAGAGAUCAGACAACUUUAA